Molecule: messenger RNA, 2064 nt
Organism: Tuber aestivum (summer truffle)
Lineage: Eukaryota; Fungi; Ascomycota; Pezizomycetes; Pezizales; Tuberaceae
Source: the annotation of a GenBank genome assembly
AUGGAAUCCCAGUCGAAGAUAUCUACGUAUUCAGUCUCAUCCUCCGCCGACAUCAACAACGACCCACUGGAGAACAUCCUGCGUACUCGGUCCGGCAAUGGGACCGUGCACAGUCCACCAGAGCAAUCAAAUGGGGGAGCUCACUUGAAGCCUGUUUCGGCUCGUUUGGAAAGCGAAACUUCGUCAGUGCUUUCUAGGUCAGCUGUUUGCCCCUCCACCCCCCUAUUUCACUCCUCGCCGCCGGUGGGAGGGACGGAAGGAAAUAAUGGGGGCGAUUCUGACCUUUGCUGUGUUAGUGGACGAAGCACUCCGAUUCCUGAAGACGCACCCCCGAGUGCCCACUCACUACAGCAUGCCCGCCGGGAACGCCGGCGGCGAAUGUUCCCAACCGUGGACUACGAGAGCCGCGUCUCACAUUUCGACCCCCAGUCGCAGCAUCGUGACUUCCGGGGGUUCUUUACGCUGUUUUGGAUCGGACUGUUCAUUAUGGUGCUUACCACAGCGUUGAGGAAUCUUAAGGAUACCCGUAGGGUGCUGAGGACUUCAAUCUUUAGCAUGUUUACCAAGGCCCCGUUGGAGCUUGCUGUUGCCGAUCUGUUCAUGUUUUUGAGCACGAUUGUUUGUUUACCAUUGCAACAGGCAUUCUCGACUGACAAGUGGUCUUGGGGUAGGAGUGGGUAUGUGCUUCAACACGUGCUGCAGGCGGUCUGGUUGACGGUCUGGGUAUAUCUCCCAUUUCAUCUGGAGUGGCAAUGGUAUGGCAGUAUUACUUGGCGCUGAGGGAGAUAUUUCGGGGGUUAACACGGGAUGGCAGGACUCAUCAGGUUUUUUUUACGCUUCACUCUCUCACUAUGCUCAUGAAGGUUUAAGGCCCUUUCUCCUACCCCUCGGAGUAGGGUACUGAUUGUGGCUUAGAUGCACUCGUAUUCGUUCUACUGUGGACAUCUUUCGGAGUGCCACAAGAGGCUCCGGGCUCUCGACGAGAAUAACACAAAGGUGGAACCGGCUGAAGAUGCAGACCUCCGCGAAACGUUAGCUUUUGAGGUCACUUGCCCUUCUGGAAGAGUGACCUAUCCCAAGAACCUCACCUUGUACAAUUUCGUCGACUACCUCUUCUGUCCGACCUUAUGCUAUGAAUUGAGCUACCCCCGGACUGAUCAGUUUGUGGCCAACCCCGUGGAUAGCAUAUAGCGCGGCUAAUCUCUGGAAUAGUGUUCGUUGGGGUAAGGUUGCUGAAAAGGCCGCCGCUGUGUUUGGUUGCAUUUUUCUACUUACCGUGACGAGCGAGGAGUUUAUUUUGCCAAUUGUGGAGUUCCCACCCAUGUCCUCCUGGUAUCCUUUCGCUGAUUUGGGAUUGUAGAUGGCUGAAGCCGCUACUCGGCUGGAGAGUGUUGAUGCUUAUCCGGAUAUGGCCUUGAUUUUGCUGGAGAGCAUUAGUCUGCUAUUGUUCCCGUUUAUGGUCACCUUCCUUUUGGUGUUCCUGGUGAUAUUUGAGUACGUGCUUGGAGCAUUCGCGGAGAUUACCUGCUUUGCCGAUAGGCAUUUUUAUUCUGAUUGGUGGUAUGUUCACCAUUGAGUAGGUUUCCUAAAGAAUUGUUUAAUGACUUUCGAUCAGGAACUCCACCGAUUGGCUCGAGUUCUCCCGGGAAUGGAACAUCCCUGUUCACCGCUUCCUCCAGCGUCAUGUCUAUGGCGCUUCCCGCCGUCACAUGUCUCGCCCUAUAGCCACACUUACCACCUUCCUGAUAUCAGCACUUGCUCAUGAACUUGUCAUGUUCUGCAUUACUAAGAAACUCCGCGGUUAUGGUUUUGUGUGCCAGAUGCUGCAAUUACCCAUAAUCGUCGUGCAGAGGACAGAGUUCAUGAAGAGCCAGAAGAUGUUUAACAACAUCAUGUUCUGGUCGUCGAUGAUUUGGGGGCUCUCAAUGGUAUGGGUCCCUUACAUCCCACGCUGGAGAUUGGGCUAACAAUAAUGGCGGGAUAUAGAUCAGUGCACUAUACGUGCUAAUUUAGGCAUUCAUGGGGUUUCUUUAGUUGGCAGUGCACGAAGAGUUGGUAGUGUAG